GGGCGCCUUAUAAACCCUGCCCUCCCCACGCCGCGACCUGGGCUCUUCCCCUCCGCAUCCAGGCUCAUAAAGAAGCCAGGCCCCCACCGCAGCGCCUGUGGAGGACGUGCCACGACGUAGCAUGAGCGCUCUUCACUCUGCAUGCCAUGCCCUUCCCCAACAGCUCUGACCUCAGCCCACCCUCCUUCAUCUUGGCCAGUAUCCCAGGGCUGGAGGCUGCCCAUUUCUGGAUGGCGAUCCCUUUGUGCUCCGUGUACAUCAUGGCUCUAGCAGGCAACUGCGCGGUGCUGUUCAUCGUCAAGACGGAGCCCAGCCUGCACGUCCCCAUGUACUUCUUCCUCUGCAUGCUGGCUGCCAUUGACCUGGCCUUGUCCACCUCCACAGUGCCACGCGUCCUCUCCUUCUACUGGUUCAACACCAGGGAGAUCAGCUUCAGUGCCUGCCUUGUCCAGAUGUUCUUCAUACACACUCUCUCGGCCAUUGAGUCCACCAUCCUCCUGGCCAUGGCUGUGGACCGCUAUGUGGCCAUCUGCCACCCACUGAGACAUGCUGCCAUCCUCACCAAUGCCACGACAGCAAAAAUAGGGCUGGCAGCCAUGGUCAGGGGAGUUCUCUUCUUCCUGCCCUUGCCUUUGCUCCUCCUGCCCCUUCCUUUCUGCAGCUCACGGGUGCUGUCACACUCCUUCUGCCUGCACCAGGACGUGAUGAACCUGGCCUGUGCCAACACCACCCCCAGCGUGGUGUAUGGCCUCACCGCCAUCCUGCUGGUCAUGGGGCUGGACGCCCUCCUCAUCUGCCUCUCCUACCUCCUGAUCCUCAAGGCUGUCUUGCGGCUGGCAUCAUGGAAGGAGAGGCUCAAGGUGUUCAGCACCUGCAUUGCCCAUAUCUGCGUGGUCUUGGCCUUCUACGUGCCGCUGAUCGGGCUGUCCGUGGUGCACCGGUUUGGGAAGGACCUGGCUCCACUGGUCCAUAUCACCAUGGGGAAUAUCUACAUCCUAGUGCCAGCCGUGCUCAACCCCAUCAUCUACGGGGUGAGGACUAAACAGAUACAGAGGAGGAUCCUGAAUUUCAUUCACAUUUACAACAACAGAACUGCCCAGUGACUUGUGCUUGGAUAUUAUCUCCUGUUUCCUCUCAAUGUCUCAACUUGUUUUACUCUCAGAGUCCUUGGAGCUGGGGCUAUCCUCCGUGCAGCACUCAGCACAUGGUUGGAAACUCUUAGGUGCUAUCACAGGGUAAAAAGGAAACAGCAAUUGCAAAUUCCUUCCAAGAGUGUUUACUCCACCAAACUUGGAGUGAAUCUACUAUGAUGAUCCAAAUCAAAGCCUGAUCCAGCAGACAUGGGAAGGAAAAAAAUCUCAGCAAACUAAGAACAAUGUCUUGACAUUGCACUUCUUUGUCCCCAUCUCCUCUCUAGCAUUUGCACAGCUGAGUGAAUGCCACAGUGGUUUGCGAAUGAUUUAGUUAGUUCAUGUUUUGUGCUAGUGAUGCGCUCACUUUCCAAAAAUAUUUUAGCAACGUUUUUGGCUAAAAUGUAUCUUUGAGUAAAAUAAUGACAAGUGACAUUAUAGGUGCAGAAAUGCACUUUAAAAGUGCUCCGGCUUUGUAGUCUUGUUCUGAUAUACAGGGUGUCCAGUUAAGACAGCUCUGACACUUCACAGCCCAGAGCUAUUGACAGGGGUUGUGAAAAUAAGUUUCAUUAAUAAUUGUAUUCUAGAAUACCAGUCUCUCAAGAGAAAAAUCAGGAAGUUAUAAACUUCAGGGAUACUCCCCAGCUGAAGGAAUCACUGUUUCCAAGUGGAAGGUGCUUUAUACCUUUGACUUCACGCAUGCAUGGAUUUCCAAAGGAGUUCAAGAUCUCCAUCCUUCUGAUUUUUCUUAUAAUUCCAAGAUAUUCUGCAUUAAAUCAGAAUACCUCAUAGCCUUUCCUCUCCUUAGUCUUGCAACUCUUCUGUCAGUGGGAAGCUAUAAAACUCUCUUAAUGUGAUGGAAACCUACGAGUCUUGGGGCCAGUGAAGAUGUGAAAGACUACCUAGAUGAUUUUGUGGUUCAAAGUGCAUUUGUUUUGUCUGGCCAUCACCACUCCACAGGCACAUAUCUAAAAAUGUAGCUUACCAAGAAAAAAACACUGUACAAAACAUUUUUCAUUUACACCAUUUCAUAUUUUGGAAAAAGGAUGAAGAUCGUGGGAAGGGAUGUUAUAUAAUAGGACUUCACAAUGGAGCAUACUGAUUUAAAGAUGUUCUCAUAUCUUUCCUUUCCCUAAUCCAUUGAAAAUUUUUACGUACUUUGCCUUUACAAAAAUGUUUUUUUUUCUUCAUAAAUAGAAAAACAUCCAAGCAAUCCCUUUUUUCCCCUCUUGGUUUAAACUCUUACCUUGUUGUUUGUUGGCUAUUUUAAACUAUGCUCUUCAUCCCUGAGGUAGCUGUGGAGUCUCCUUCCUUGGAGAUCUUCAAAAGCCAUCUGGGUUGCAUUGCCAUGGGCAGGAAUGUGUUUGCUGUUCCCACAGAUCGACUCUGGAGCAGCCCUUGGAAUUCCUCUGGUGAGAGGGCUGGGUGAUCUCUAGCUGGCUGUCAGUACACAGGUGAGUAACACAGAGGAAGUCAUUUGGGUGCAAAACCCAUCACCAGAAAGUACCAGGUACUUUCAUGAUGGCUGAUCUGUGCUCCAUUAGGAGGUCCAGGAGCUCUUGAACACUGUUGUCUCCAUCAGCAGAAUAUUGUCAAAGAAUCUGUGGGGUCAUUCGGGAUGGAAGGGAGCUCCAGAUAACUGCAGUCCAAACUCCUGAUCUAAGCAGGGGCAGUUCAGGGUCAGACAAGGUAGCAGAGAUGUUUAUCCAGUCAGGUGUUGAAAGCCUCCAAGGACAGAUGUAGGACAACAUCCCUGGGCCUUUAUUACAACGCUUGACUGUCCUUACUGUGAAAAAUUUUCUCUUUAUAUCUGGCUGUGAGAAGCCUAGCUUUAUCUUCCUGACAAUGUCCUCAUGGGUAGAGAAAAGCUGCUCUUCUGCUCUUGGGAAGCACCAAAGCCUGUUCUUCUGAGGCUGGACAAGCCUAUUUUCCUCCUCAAGUAGCACUGGUCCAGCCCCAGCCACCCUGCUAGCUAUCAGAUGAGCAUGCUCCCCCUUGUCAGUGCCUUCUUUGUGCUGGGGCCCAAAACUGGAUUUGUUAUCUAGAUGUGGUUUAGCAAGUGCUGGGUAAUCCCUCGAGGACGUGGCCUAUCACAGCCUGGAAAGGUCAGCCUGGAGCCCAAAAUAAUGAACACUGGGAGGAACUUCUAGAGAAGGAGAAAAGAGCAGAAUGAAAAUGACAGGAGGUGUAAAUCUGCACUGGUUUACAACAUACAUGUGGAAGUAUGCUUUACAGUCAAAGUGUUGUAGGGUGAACUUUUAUUUAAUGUUAAAUGGAUCAGAAUACUUGGGGAAAGCCCAUAGAAUUAAGUUGAGCUAUGAAAAGUAGAGUAUUUUGGAAAACAGCGUAAGGAAAAUGUACUAUUUCCUCCGGAGAGAAUGGAAGCAAAGAAAAGCAAGCACACACCCCAAAAAGUGCAGAGGUUCGAGAGCUCUCCUCCCUCACGGCUCCCAGGAGGGGGCAUGCAGAAGCAGCUGCAGUUCUUGUCCAGAGCAGCAGAACAGGGAGCCCUGCUCAUCCCUGAAACUUUCAUCAUCGAGUUGCCUGUGACACGUGGCACUGGUUUAUCACUGUGGCACCUGCCAACACCAGUUCUGAUUAUGCAUGGGAAGUUUAUGGGAUUGCAUUUGUGGGGUAUUAAAUUCCAGAGAGAACAUCGUGCCUGUCUGUCCUCCUGUCCAGCAUGGGUCUUGUGUAGCACCAAGGACAUCUUACAUCCUGUCCGUAACAUCUGGCUGUGCUGAAAGGGUUUGCUCCCCCAGAACACAUGCUGCUUUUCUCCAGGGCCUUCAAGUGACAGGGUAAUACUCUGGGGUCUGGUGUGGUUCCUUCUGAUUGCCAGCUAACACUGGGAGUAAAAGGGGUGUCCUUUUUGUAGUCUGUGUUUCUGUAGCUUCAGACUCCAUGGAACAUGUUUCACUAAAACAUUUACUCCUAAAUUAAGCACAUUUUAUUUCAAAAUAAAUACUUUCAUUCAAGCAAGUUACAAGUAGUUGCCACCUGGGACUUAAAAGCAAUUUCAUCCCUAGUCAUUUUUGUCGUAUUCUGUUUUAUUAGAGCUUGAAGGGCAACAGGUUUUCAUAAAAAUGAAAACAAUCUGUACCUGCCUAAUGUGAUUUGAGAAGUGUGACUGAAUUUUUCAGAGACGCACUAUGGAUCCAAACACUUUUCAGACAGCUGUGACAUUGAGAAAUGGCUCCUGCUCAUUCUCCAUAUGUUCCUUAUUUUGUUUCCUUUUGUAGUGAGGGAAAAAUUAAUAAAGGAAAAUGAAUGAACCAUCCCGAAAAUGC
Molecule: messenger RNA, 4420 nt
Organism: Numida meleagris (helmeted guineafowl)
Lineage: Eukaryota; Metazoa; Chordata; Aves; Galliformes; Numididae
Product: olfactory receptor 51E2-like
Exons: 2
Coding region: 147-1103 (318 amino acids)
Biological process (GO): G protein-coupled receptor signaling pathway
Cellular component (GO): membrane
Molecular function (GO): G protein-coupled receptor activity; olfactory receptor activity
Source: RefSeq, a predicted model, not a curated record